CCGAACGAAUCCGAAGGUGGCCGAAAAAAUGCACAUUGCACUCGUUCCUCUUAAAACGUACUGCUAUGAUAAUGAUUAUAAUUCAAAAACUGAAAAAUUUUAUUCAGCUUCAGACUCAGUUAAGCUUCAGCUUUAAAUUUUGUUUCUAAUUGAUCUCUAUGUACUUCAAGUAAAUACUUAAUCAUGACAAAUUUUGAUGCCGAACUUGCUGAUCCGAACAAAUGGACAGUGGAAGAUGAAGUACAUCUUCUGUACAGUACUCUUGACAAUAAACCAGUUGGAGUCGAUAAACAUUUUCAAAUGUCCAUAAUCUGGGAUAAGUUCACUUCAUCUUCGAAGAAAUCCGUUAAUUCAGACGUCAUAUGGAGGAAGUUGAAUUCUUGGUAUAAUUUGAAAAGCUUGGACGAUAAUGAACUGCUUCCGUUCAAGAACGGCGAAGAAGAAUUCAAACUACCAGUCGAACUAAUACCGGAAUCAUACGUGAAAAGUUUAACCGACGACGAGAAGAAAAGCGUAGAUGUUUCUGGAUUGUAUAGAAAAUAUAUCAGCUGUAUUGACGAAACCGACGACGAAGAUUCAGAUUCUAAACCACCGUUUAAAUUGAAAGGUAACGAGAAACUGAAAUGGUUCGAGAACCCGCAGUACAAAAGCGUCGAUCGUGCAAGAAUUGAUACCAAACAGAGGCCAGAUAAUGGUGAUUUGAACGAAAGUAUUGUACGAAAAUACGGCGACGAUACGGAAAAUAAGAAAGUUAUCAGACAAUAUGGCAAAGCCGGUGAAGUUUCAUCAGGCACCAUUGUUACCCUUAAUUUCCCAUCAUCGGAUAACGACGACAAUUUCGAUAGUGCGAAUGAUGCUGCAAAAGAAGAUACACCCGAAGUGAGGAAUCCUCCACCGCAGCCUAGUGAACUGAAGAAUGUCAGUAAUAGUGAUCAAGUUGUCAAGAUCAAAAGAACCAGAAGUAAUAAAUUCGCGAAAGCCGAGCCGGUCGUUAGUUCCGAUGCAGAAAACUCGAAUACUGGAAAAGCUUCGCCAAAAAUAACACCUGCAGCCAGCGAACUUACGCCUUCUACUGCUACUCGUUCUCGAAAAGCGUCUAUAGUAUCUCAAGAAACACCUACGACUACGAAUACUGAAGCUGAGAAAGUGAAAUCACCUACGAGAUCAUCGGGUGAUGAAAAAUCCGCGGUGAAGAGAAGAUUUUCUCAAAGGUGUUCGUCUACUUCGGAAAGCAAGCCUGAUUCGUCUGUGAAUGUGAAACCUGAUUCUAGUAAAAUUGAAACUAUAAAACGAAAAAGCGUCGCUAGACGGUAAUCAGUUCCUACGUGAUGAUUUGUCUUUAUUUAAAAUUAUUAUUCGAUGUGUCUCUAUGUAGCAUAAAUAUCAGUAAUUGUUUUUUUAUUAUUGUUAUUUAAUUCAGUGUAUAGAUUAACUAUUAUUAUUAUUCUUGUGAUUUGUUCUAAAGUUGAAUACAUAUUUUGAUAUUUUCGAAA
Molecule: messenger RNA, 1493 nt
Organism: Planococcus citri (citrus mealybug)
Lineage: Eukaryota; Metazoa; Arthropoda; Insecta; Hemiptera; Pseudococcidae
Exons: 4
Coding region: 184-1314 (376 amino acids)
Biological process (GO): regulation of transcription by RNA polymerase II
Cellular component (GO): NuA4 histone acetyltransferase complex; nucleus
Source: RefSeq, a predicted model, not a curated record